Hippoglossus stenolepis (Pacific halibut) is the source of this 5101-nucleotide messenger RNA. Its product is annotated as protein jagged-2. Gene Ontology annotation, cellular component: protein-containing complex; plasma membrane. The transcript has 26 exons. Gene Ontology annotation, molecular function: Notch binding; calcium ion binding. Lineage: Eukaryota; Metazoa; Chordata; Actinopteri; Pleuronectiformes; Pleuronectidae. Gene Ontology annotation, biological process: establishment or maintenance of epithelial cell apical/basal polarity; axon guidance; multicellular organism development. The record is from RefSeq and is a predicted model, not a curated record. Bases 284 to 4036 code for a protein of 1250 amino acids.
CACUUCUCUUUAGUGCGUCGAGCGGCCAAGUGGAGCUGACGCGUCUGGUCGUUGGAGCGUCCGCGGACUCGAACAGUAGCAGCGGUGCGCUUUUCCUCCUCCAGAGCCGCAGGCAUCCCGGGGAGCAGCCGCGCUGUGCACGCCUCGGACACCGGGGCGCGGAGGAUACUGCUUCUCCCUCCUCUUCUUCAUCUUCCUCUUCUUCUUCAUGAGCAUUUUGACUGAUUGAGACAGACAUUUUCUGCAUUUCCCUCAUGGUCCCCAACACCGAGCAGCCGGAGACAUGUGGAAUAAUCUGGGGAAAGUGCAGCGCGUCUCUCUAGUGUGUCUCCUCCUGACGCUGUGGGCUGAGGUGUCUCAGUCCACCGGUUACUUCGAGCUGCAGUUGAUCUCGGUGGAUAACCCCAGAGGUCAGCUCCUGAACGGCGACUGCUGCGACGCGGAGAAGAGCGCGGCCGAGGGCCACUGCGGCGAGGACGAGUGCGACACCUACGUCCGAGUGUGUUUAAAGGAAUAUCAGAGUGAGGUCAUGACCAACGGGCCGUGCACCUACGGCUCGGAAACUACUAAGGUUAUCGGUGGGAAUACUUUUCAGUUCAAGGGCGGCCAGAAGGGCGCACAGAGCCGGAGCAACGACGCGGGGAAGGUCGCCAUUCCCUUCCAGUUCGCGUGGCCGCGAGCGUACACUGUGAUAGUGGAGGCGUGGGACAGGGACAACGGCUCACACAGCAACGAUGAGGAGCUGCUGAUCGAGCGCAGCAUCCACAAAGGAACCAUCAACCCCGGGGAGGAGAAGCAGACGGUGGAGUACAAUAGCCUCCAAUACACCAUCCGCGUGCGCUGCGACGAGCACUACUACGGCAGCAAGUGCAACAAAGUGUGUCGACCCCGCGACGACUACUUCGGUCACUACGUGUGCGAUCAGCUGGGAAACCGAGGCUGCAUGGAGGGCUGGACCGGGCCCGACUGCAAGACAGCCAUCUGCAAACAAGGAUGCAGCGUCCUGCAUGGGACGUGCAGCGUGCCGGCGGACUGCAAGUGUAACUACGGCUGGCAGGGUCCGUACUGCGACGAGUGCCUGCCGUACCCCGGCUGUGUUCACGGGACCUGCAACGAGCCCUGGCAGUGCACCUGUGAGAAGAACUGGGGGGGCCUGCUCUGUGACAAAGAUCUGAACUACUGCGGGACCAACCGGCCCUGUAAGAACGGAGGCACCUGCAUGAACACAGAGCCGGACGAGUACAACUGCGCCUGUCCAGACGGAUACUCCGGCAAGAACUGCGAGAUCGCGGAACACGCCUGUGUGUCCAACCCCUGCGCCAACGGAGGGACGUGUCAUGAAGUCCCAUCAGGCUUUGAGUGUCACUGCCCAGCCGGCUGGUCCGGGCCGACCUGCGCUAAAGACACGGAUGAAUGUGCGUCCAGCCCCUGCGCUCAGGGCGGGACCUGCAUCGACCUGGAGAACGGCUUCAAGUGUCUCUGUCCACCCCAGUGGACGGGAAAGACCUGCCAGAUCGACGUUUUUGAGUGUGUUGGGAUCAAGCCUUGUCUCAAUGCUUACUCUUGCAAAAACUUGAUUGGUGGAUAUCACUGUGCCUGCUUUCGUGGAUGGGUGGGCAAGAACUGUCACAUCAAUCUGAACAGCUGCCACGGACAGUGUCAGAAUGGAGGGACCUGCAAGGACGUUGCCAGAGGCUACCAGUGUGGUUGCCAGCCAGGAUUCAUGGGCCGACACUGCGAGGUUCAGAGGAACCGCUGUGCCAGCAGUCCGUGUAGAAACGGGGGCCGCUGCCACGCCCUGCUGGACGGAUUCAUGUGUGAAUGCCCUCCAGGCUUCGCUGGCACGACCUGUGAGGUGCAGAACGACCCGUGCAGCCCAAGCCCGUGUCACAACAAGGCCCAGUGCCACAGCGUGAUGGGAGACUUCUACUGCAGCUGCCCCGACGACUACGAGGGUAAAACCUGCUCCGAGCUCAAGGACCACUGCAAGACCAACCAGUGUCAAGUGAUUGACAGCUGCACGGUCGCUGUGGCAACCAACGACACCCAAAAGCGGGUGUGGCACAUCUCGUCCAAUGUGUGCGGCCCCCACGGCCGCUGCAUCAGCCUGCCGGCCGGGAACUUCAGCUGCUCCUGCGAGCCCGGAUUCACUGGCACCUACUGCCACGAGAAUAUUAAUGACUGUGCGUCGUCCCCCUGUAAAAAUGGAGGAACCUGCAUCGAUGGGAUCAACUCCUUCCAGUGCUUCUGCCCCAACGGCUGGGAGGGCCUACUGUGUGAUGUUGAUGUGAAUGAGUGCAACAGGAACCCCUGUCAGAACGGAGGCCAGUGUGUCGACCUGCUCAACGACUUCUACUGCAACUGUGUGGACAACUGGAAAGGAAAGACCUGCCACUCGCGUGAGAGCCAGUGCGACUCCACCACCUGCAGCAACGGAGGGACGUGCUACGACCACGGAGACUCCUUCCUGUGCAGCUGCCCCUCGGGCUGGGGGGGCAGCACCUGCAACACAGCCAAGAACAGCACGUGUGACUCGGGUCCCUGCGAGAACGGGGGGACGUGCGUCGGCAAAGGAGACGACUUCACGUGUAUCUGCAAGGACGGCUGGAAAGGACCCACCUGCACUCAGAAUGUCGAUGACUGCAAUCCACAUCCCUGCUACAACGGCGGCAUCUGCGUCGACGGCGUGAACUGGUUUCGCUGUGAAUGCGCCCACGGAUUCGCCGGACCGGACUGCCGCAUAAACAUAGACGAGUGUCAGUCGUCUCCUUGUGCCGAAGGUUCCACCUGCAUGGAUGAAAUCAACGCUUUCCGCUGUGUCUGUCCCCCGGGACACGCCGGACCUCGCUGUCAAGAGUUCAUCGGACUCGGGAAGUCGUGUCGUCACGCUGGGCUGCAGUUUCCUCACGGCAGCCGGUGGGAGGAGGAGUGUAACGCCUGCCAGUGUGUCGACGGAUACGUUCGCUGUUCUAAGGUGAGGUGCGGUCGCCGGCCCUGCGUCCUCCCGAAGGCUCUUCCUCCCGCGGACACCAACCCUCCGUCCUGCCCCGGAGGCCACGAGUGUGUGGAGCAUCAGUUCCUCACGUGCUUCUCGGCGCCGUGCAACCAGUGGGGCGUGUGUUCAACGCCGGACCCCCCCACACCUCUGCACACCCAGUGUGAGCCCAACAGCGGUUACCUUGACAACAGCUGUGCUCGCAUCACGCUCAUCUUCAAAAAGGACAAAGUGCCGCAGGGCACCACUGUGGAGAACAUCUGCUCGGAGCUCAGGUACCUCCCCGUCACUCAGACGCUGGCUGAGGAGCGAGCGCUGCUCAUCCUCUGUGACCUGUCCUACUCCAACAGCGACGCCGUGGAGGUUGCCAUGUCCUUUGAGCAGGACGGGCGAUCGAAGGACAGCGACCGAGGACAGAUCCAAAAGGCCGCCAGCGCCAUCAUCGGUGCUCUGUCCAAACGCCACAACAGCACCGUCAUGUUGGCCGUGGUGGAGGUCAAAGUGGAGACGCUGGUGAAAUCUCCUCCUGCUGGUUACCUGGUCCCGCUGCUGUGCGUCGUCUUCGCCGUCCUGUGGAUCUUCUGCAUCGUGGUUUGCGUCUGGUGGAACCGCAAGAGGAAGAAAGAGCGCGAGAGAGCGGCCCGAUCCAACAGGCCGGUCAACAACAAGCUGGAGACGCUGCCGAGCUACGCCCUCAAAGACAACCGCGACAAAGACAUUCAGUACGAAUGCAAGAAACUGAUGGGCCCCUCGGACAGGACGUGCGACGGGGCCGAGGGCGAGGAGGAGGAGGGGGUGCAUGAGGAGGACGAGCAGGAGGAAGACGAGGAGAGGGCGCCGGGCCCCGGGGACAAGUGUUUGUCUCAGAAAGGCUCCAUAGCGCAGGACAGGGGGAUGAAGGGAAAGGGCGGAGUCAUCUGCACGGCGCACAGCGCUCCAGUGAAGGCGCCACACCGGACAGCGUACAGCCCCAAGGACAACCGGUGUAAAAACCUUAACGCCGCCAAGCUCAGCGAGGACAUGAAUGACCAUUAUGUGUGAGCGAAGGAGGGACCUUCCUGAAACACAGGAAACAAACUGAGACGUCUUCAGUGUCUCCGACGUUUCAACUCUUAAAAAAAACACCAAAAGUGAAGAUUACAGAUGCUUUAAUUUUUUAUUUUUGUCUGUUAAACAUUAUUUAACUUUGUCGUCUGCAGCUCGGAGGCGAAUUUUUACCAAAAAACCAACAACGAAAAUUACAGAAAAACAACCAAAAAAAAAAAGAAAGAAAAUAAACGGAAAAUAAACAUCAACGCUUUUGGAUUUUCUGGAUUUCACUUUAACCAUCGACGCUGUUGGAAUCGAGACUUUCUCUUCACUGAUGAUUUUAUUUUUUUUCUCUGUUUGACUUCAUGACGACUCUCGUGGAGAUUUAACUGAACGACAUCGGCCGGCAGCUGUUCACGUUGUUUCUACUGUUCGGUGCGUUGAGUUCCCGUCUGCCUUAGCCCGGACCGUCGGGCCUUUUCUACACUGUCUUCACGUCUUUUUAUAAAAACAAAUAAUACUGAAAAAAAAAAAAAAGGUUUUAUAUACGUUUUAAGUUUUUUGGAAAAGGAGAAUCGGCUGUAUAUGAUAUUUGGCAUGAGACGUUUUCUGUUUACAUCCAUAAACAUCUUUUUCCAUUUUGUGUUAAAGGUUCUUACCCUUUCAAAAUAAUUGUCACUGCUUCCUGCGAGUCAACGAGAUGAUUUUUCAGUAUUUGGUAGAAAAGUGCCUUGGCCCUGAUUUCCCUCCUCUUUCUCCUCCUGUGGACUUUUAGCAGAUUUUAAAUACAUAUAAAGGGAAAGACGUCCUCGUAACAACUCUUCAUGCAACAGGUUAUUUUUCUUUGUGAUGUACAAAUGUAAAUAUGAACAAAUGGCUGUGUAUAUUUGAGUUUAGUAACUUAAGUGAUGCUUUGUAUCAUAGUUAUUCUAAAGAAUAAGAUUUUUUUUUGUGGUUGUUUUUUUUUUUUUUCUAAUGAUGUCAUUCCGUUUGUGUCCGUCAACACUCAGACAGGUGUUCUCCAGAUGUUCGGACUGUGUCCAGAGUCGGUUUGAAACUAAAACACAUUGUUUGUCA